This is a messenger RNA of Xenopus laevis (African clawed frog), 1780 nucleotides long. It is a transcript of the gene ssb.S, whose product is annotated as Sjogren syndrome antigen B S homeolog. Gene Ontology annotation, biological process: tRNA processing; positive regulation of translation; RNA processing. Gene Ontology annotation, cellular component: cytoplasmic stress granule; ribonucleoprotein complex; cytosol. Gene Ontology annotation, molecular function: RNA binding; mRNA binding; nucleic acid binding. Bases 164 to 1450 code for a protein of 428 amino acids. The transcript is spliced from 12 exons. The record is from RefSeq and is a predicted model, not a curated record. NCBI's taxonomy places the organism in Eukaryota, Metazoa, Chordata, Amphibia, Anura, Pipidae.
GAACCCCUCUGACUGCCGGGAAAGGGGUGUGGCCAGCAAGUGAGCCCGCCCUUUUAACCAGCGCGUCAUCCAACCACGGAUAUCUUGCUGCUGUGAGUACCCGUAGAAGCAUCUCACGAACCGGCAGUCUGGGGGAACAGCAGAGCGUUUCCAGGUGUUGAAAAUGGCAGAAAAUGGGGACAAAGAACAAAAGUUGGAUAGUGAUACAAAGAUCUGUGAGCAGAUUGAGUACUAUUUCGGAGAUCAUAACCUACCUAGAGACAAGUUCUUAAAGCAGCAGAUAUUGCUGGAUGAUGGCUGGGUUCCUCUUGAAACCAUGAUCAAGUUCAACAGGUUAAGCAAACUGACAACAGAUUUCAACACCAUCCUUCAAGCACUUAAAAAAUCUAAGACUGAACUCUUAGAAAUAAAUGAGGAGAAAUGCAAAAUUCGAAGGUCUCCUGCAAAACCCCUCCCUGAAUUAAAUGACGAAUACAAAAAUUCUCUCAAGCACAAAUCUGUUUAUAUUAAAGGAUUUCCCACUAGCGCAAUUCUAGAUGAUGUCAAAGAAUGGCUCAAAGACAAGGGUCCUAUUGAAAAUAUCCAGAUGAGAAGAACACUCCAGAGAGAAUUUAAGGGCUCCAUCUUUAUCAUUUUUAAUACAGAUGAUGAUGCUAAGAAGUUUCUGGAAAACCGAAACCUAAAGUACAAAGACAACGAUAUGACAGUCUUAUCACGGGAAGAGUACCAUGCAAAGAAAAAUGAAGAGAGGAAGUUAAAUAAGUCUGAAGAAAAAGCCAAAUCAAAGCAGGUAAAGGAAGAAGCACAGAAACAAGCUGAGGAUGCAGAAAGGAAGCUUGUAGAAGAAAGGGUGGGCUCCCUCCUGAAGUUCUCUGGUGAUCUGGAUAAUAUGACAUCUAGGGAAGACCUUCAUGCUCUGUUUCAGACCCAUGGAGACAUUGAAUGGAUUGACUUCAGCAGGGGAGCUAAAGAGGGAAUUGUAUUGUUUAAAAUGAAUGCUAAAGAAGCACUGGACAAAGCUAAGGCUGCAAACAGUGACAACCUCAAGUUAAAGGGCAAGGAUGUAAAGUGGGAGCUUAUUGAAGGCGAUACAGAGAAAGAAGCUCUGAAGAAAAUUCUGGAAGGGAAACAGGAGUCCUUUAACAAACGGAAAGGCAGAGAUGGUAGGAAAUUCAAAGGAAAAGGACGUGGUGGCAAAGGAAAUGACAGCUCUUCAAGAAAGAGAACACAAUUCCAAGGAAAAAAGAAAACCUUUGAUAGCAGUGAUGAUGAGGAUGAUAUGGAAGAAUCGGAGAGCCCCCAAAAAGCAUCAGUAAAGGCAGAGGAAUCGGCAGGGACAAAAAAUGGAGCAGCUGCUGCUCCAGGAAGUCCAAAGAAGAGAUCACUUGAUGACAAAGCAGAGGACGGUCCUGCAGUCAAACAAUCCAAAACUGAAGUUGGGGAUCAGUAAUGUACUAUAAUGCCUUUUGGUUUUUAGAUUAUUUUUUUUUUUUUUUUUUAUAAGUUAAAAACUUCAGAUCCAGAAGUCGGUCUAGAGCGAAUCUAAUGAAAUCCAUUUCAAUAUCAACCUGCAAUGUUUUUUUUUCUUUGUUUGUUUUUUUAACUUUAGUUUUGUGGGUGCAUGACAGUCCUGUAGACUGCUAUCCUGCAUUUUAUUUUUAUAUAUUUUGUUUAUAUAAACAUGUUUCCAUGCUAGUAGCAAGGGAUCAUUGAAUUGAAACCCUUAUGACAUGUACUAAUAUAUGUUAAUAAAAAGUGGUUCUAGUCUGGCUUUGUUUAA